Messenger RNA from Arachis stenosperma, 2595 nucleotides. RefSeq names its product MAR-binding filament-like protein 1-1. Gene Ontology annotation, biological process: mitotic chromosome condensation. The coding region runs from base 136 to 2352 and encodes 738 amino acids. The record is from RefSeq and is a predicted model, not a curated record. NCBI's taxonomy places the organism in Eukaryota, Viridiplantae, Streptophyta, Magnoliopsida, Fabales, Fabaceae. Gene Ontology annotation, molecular function: chromatin binding. The transcript has 4 exons. Gene Ontology annotation, cellular component: condensed chromosome; condensin complex; chromatin.
UGGUAACUAAAUAACUGAUUCUGAUUCAUACUUGAGAGAAAACGUGAUCGCUUCUUGCUUCUUUCUUCCGAGUUCUGAGUUCUGAGUUCUGAGUUAGUUAGCUUCUAGAAGAAAGACGCAUCCAAGAAACCAGCCAUGGGGUUUGUGGCGGGGAGCUUCUUGCAUUCUCCACUACCACCCUUGCCGUUACGCUCUUCUUCUUCUUCUUCGGCAAGAAAUUCACACGCUUCCAAGUCAAAGUUCAGAGCAUCGUGCUGCUUGCGCCAAAACCAAGACCAAAACGGUGUCGUUUCAUGCACGAAUAGGAGGACGCUUUUCUUCAUGGGAAUCUCGGUUCUUCCCCUUCUUCGUUUCAAGGCCACAGCUCUUGAAGAAAACGAUGAGGGGAAUACACUAGAGAACAUCCAGAAGGAAGAGACAGCACCUGGCAACGACAAACCACUAUCCUAUUCAGUUGUGGCUUUCUUGAAUAUAAUCGGAAUACUUUCUUCGGGUGUUCUCGCUGCUCUCUAUGCUGCGACGAAGAAAGAAAAGACAACUGCUUUUGAAAUAAUACAUCUGAUGAACAGCAAACUGAAGGAGAAGGAAGAACUGAUUGUGUCUUUGAAGAAUACCUACGAAUUCAAGUUACUGGAGGAAGAGGAGGAACGAACCAAGCAACUUGGGAAAGCAAAGAAGGAGGAGCAAGCUUUGAUAAGUAAACUUAGUUCUGCAGAAAGUACCAUCAUCCUGUUGGGACAAGAGGUAAAGGGUGAGAAAAAAUUGGUUGAGGAGCUGAAGCUUCAAAUUGACAGCCUUGAAACUAUGCUUUCGAAGACUAGUGCAGAGAAAAAGGACCUAGAAGAGAAGUUGAAAGAAAAGGUGGACUCAACUGAAACUUUAGAGCAGAGAAUUAAUAUGCUGAAUUCAGACCUCAAGGAAAAAGAAGCUGGUCUUCAGAAUCUUGUGUUGACCCUUGCAGAAAAGGAGUCAGAAUUGAUGAAUUUGACUUCGACCUACGCGAAAACUAAGGAUGACUUAUCCAAUGCUCAACUGCAGAUUCAAGAGUUGAAUGAUGAACUGCUGAAAAGCCGAAAGGAACUAGAAGCUAAGGAUUCUUUGGCAAAUGAACUUAAUUCAAAAGUUAGUGCCUUAACUCAUGAGAAUGAUGAUUCAAGGAGGAAGUAUGUUGACAUGGAGAAGGCAUAUAACGACCUAAAGUUUACUUCUGAUACUUCCGAAAAUAAGGCUGCGAAGCUUUUAAGAGAAAGAGAGGAGGAGCUUCAUCAGCUAAAGGAACAGCUUCAACUUGUGUCCGAUACAGCAACCGCAAACCAGCUUGACAUUGCCAAUUUAUCUCUAGAAAGACAACAUUUAAAGGAGUCUUUGGAGAAAGAAUCUGAGAAAGUUAACAGUCUGCAGUCUGAACUACAAACCACGCAAGCGGAUCUUGAAAAAUCGAGAGAAGAGGCUUCAGUAUUGGAGAAACAACUGAAUGAGUCAAACAAAUUGCAAAAAAGACUUGAGGCUGAGGUGUCAAACCUUUCAUCUGAACUCACUGAAGUUGACGAGUCACUACAGAGGAACCUCGAGAAAGCAACACAAGAGAUCCAAAUGCUAACCAAUGAGCUUAGAAAGACGAUGGAACAUUUGAAGAAAACACAAGCAGAGCUGCAAAGUAAGUCCCAGGAACUGGCAUCUGCUCUUGAAAACCGUGAAAGCCUAGAACGACAAGUGACUGAAAUCUACAAGAGAGCUGAGACCACCAUCGAGGAUUUGAAAGAAGAGAAAAAGCUAGUUGCUUCUUUGAACAAAGAAAUAGAGGCUUUGGAGAAGCAAGCCUCAAAUGAAAAAGAGGCACGAAGAUUUCUUGAGGUGGACCUGGUGCAGGUAACAACUUCAUUAGAGGAAGUCAACCAAAAGGCAAUGGUCCUCAACAAGCAACUAGAGAGGGCUAAUUCCAUCAUUUCUAGCCUUGAAAACGAGAAAGAGACGCUUAUCAAGUCCCUUCAGGAGCAAAGAAAUGCAUCCAAAGUGGCCGAAGAGAACAUGAAAGACGCCCAAUCCCUCAUCAAGAAACUUGGCAUAGAAAGAGAUAACCUGGAGAACAAAGGGAAGAAAUUUCAGGAGCAAUUGGCUUUAAGCAAGGGUCAGAUAUUGCUGUUGAAGAGCAGGGUUGCCACUCUGAAUAAGCAACCGUCGAAAGAUGAAGGUGAAAGCAAGGUCCCUACUGUGAAUAAGCGAACGUCAAAGGCUGAAAAGGAAAGUAACGUUGCUACUGGAGAUGAGCAAGUGCCAAAGGAUGAAGGUGAAAAGAAGGUCACUGUUAGUGCUAGAAAGAGUAGCAGAAAAAGAAAGACUAAUUCCCAAUGAUCAGAUAGAGAACCUGAUUACCUGAACACCUCCAAACUUUUUUUACCAUAUUAAGGAGAUUUCUAAACAGUCAGUUUUUGUGAGAAUGGUGUAUGGUAUGGAUGCUUCUGAUGAUUCUUUUGGCUGUUUAGGUAGAUUGCUUUUCAUAUUAGACAAAUCUUGUGUAGUGUUGUUUUUGGAGUGUAGUUAUUAGUUGAGUUGAAUGCGGGAAAAGUGGAAACUGAGUUGCACUCUUUAUUUCUU